This is a messenger RNA of Aethina tumida (small hive beetle), 3179 nucleotides long. RefSeq lists its product as uncharacterized. The transcript is spliced from 8 exons. The coding region runs from base 507 to 2963 and encodes 818 amino acids. Gene Ontology annotation, cellular component: trans-Golgi network; early endosome; recycling endosome. Gene Ontology annotation, biological process: retrograde transport, endosome to Golgi; endosome organization; receptor recycling. NCBI's taxonomy places the organism in Eukaryota, Metazoa, Arthropoda, Insecta, Coleoptera, Nitidulidae. The record is from RefSeq and is a predicted model, not a curated record.
UGUAGUUUUAUCCGUUUAAUGUCGGUCAGUCCGUGGAUGAAAGACGUUCCAUAUUAAUUAAAUAACCGCCGGGGAAACGAUACAGGUGAUAAGAUAAGUCGUCAUUAGUAGCAAAAAUUUUGACAAUAAACCGAGGGCUCGAACCUAAAACAAAAAUCAACGAACGGUGCAGGAGAGCGAGAACGGAAGCAUAACUUCCUGAGGGCAGACCGCGACCGUAUCGCACACUCGCAUUUCUCCUGCCGGUCGGCAAGUCCUGCAGUUUUGGCUUUCAGUUUCAGUUUCUUCGGCGUAUCGGUGAGACGCGGGGUCUCUGGUGGUUUGCAGAAUUGCGGGAUUUUGAAAGUGUGGUUUUUAAUGGAAAAGCAAUUUAUUUCAAUAUUCACCAUCACAUAAAAGUGACUAAGUGUAUGAAUUUCAUGUUCUGUACAAUUUGUGAGUUGCAAAUGUGAUAAGGAUUACGAAAUUUUAUGUCUGUUAGGAAAUAGUUUGUUGAUAAGGACGAAAUGGACGCGGACAUUACAGUCAAGGCCAAACUUUCUGGUUAUCUAGAGAAAAAGGGGAAAAUGAAAAUGAUGUCUACGUUUAAAAAAUACUGGUUCGUUCUAGAAGAUCGUCUUCUGUUAUAUUACAGGUCAAAGGAUGAAUACGAUUCAUUGUCACCGUUUAAAGGUUCGAUAAACUUAGGACCUCCAUGCAUUGUUAAACCAUUAACCUCGCAAAAUGGAGUCUUUCAAAUUGAAACUAGACGAUCUACAGUUACACUUAGGGCUGAAAAUCGCGAAGAUCAAAACAGAUGGAUGUUAGCAAUAAUGUCAACUUUAAACCAAAAUAGUAACAGUACAACCAGACUCAGUCAUUUUAGAUACUCUUCUAAGGAUAUUAACUUAAUUGAGUCACAAACUAAGGAUGGAGACAUUAACAGCGAUGCAAGCAGUCCGUUAACUCCGUCAAAAUCACCACCUUCUUCACCGAACAAUCCCAUUUUGGAGAAAUUGCAAAAAUUAGGCGCACAAUCAUAUUUGCACAAAUUUAACGAAUUUAAUUUAAAAUCCACCGAAAGUGAAUUUAAAUUUCCACCAAGGAAAGCUGUAAGCACGGAGAAACUGUAUGGUAAUUGCGUUAUUCUUGAAGGUGAUAAAAAUAUUGAUAACAGCUCCUUCAAGAACAAAAUCAAAUCUUUAAGUAUGGAACGACUUCCUAGCAUUAUCAUAGAAAAUGACCAGUAUAAAAUAAUAGACAACGAUAUAUAUCAAACGGCAACAGCUAACUUUGGAGGUCAUAUCUACGAACAACUUCCAGUUAAUUCGCAAUUAAUGUCAAAAGAUGAUGAAAGUGGGAUACCAAACAUAGACUACAAUAAAAAUGUUAUGCCCACUUACAUUGAAAUACCUGAGAAGUUGGAAGAUGUUCAGAAAUGCGACGAAGAAAAGGAAGACGCUAGUAAGAAAAAGAAAAAAGAGAAACACAAGGAUAAAACCAAAGUAAAAGAAAAAGUCAAGGAAAAAAUCGAAAGGAAGCCAAGUUUAAUAAAUCGAGUAUUCGGUUUAAAGCAUAAGAAGAAGAAAGUAGAAGACGAGGAUAACAUUUACGAAGAAGUGGACGUUCCGUUUAUCAUGCGAAAUGAUAGCGACACGAUCCAAAUAUUACAGCAGCUCCAAGAUAUUUUAGAAGCCAAAAAGAAAAAAUUGAGAACCAAUGUCAACGCCAAUGAUGAACAAGUUGUGAACAACGAAUUAUAUUUAUUAGAAACUGAGAUGAACAAACUAAGAGCUGGAGUGCAGUUGAAUAAUGAGGAAGUUGAAGAAAAUGAUUUGUAUAAUCUACAAUACAAGUUGAAUAAUUUGAAAGUACAUGAUAAUGAACAAGUUGAAUACAAUGAUUUGUACAUAGUUCAAUCCAAACUGAAGAAUUCUAAAGUGGAUAUUAACGAUGAAAAAGUAGAAGUUAGUAAUUUGUACGUCUCAGUUGAUGAAAUUAAAGCCAACUCGGAAAAAAAAUGUGAUUGUCCUCUAGUCCCCCCGAAACACCAAAGAACUGAAUUAGCUUCCCCUUAUCAUGACGUGCCGAAAAACAACCAACCGAUCGAAAAAGUCCUCCUCCCUCCUAAAAAGAAAACAAUCCAACAAACAAGAAGCGUGGACCAAAUAGUGUACGACUUGGAGCAACAACAACAACAGUCCGACGAAUCUGAAGGACAAGGCAAGGUUAAAAAACUUGUGAAACAAUUCAGCACCCCAACUGUUCCACCGGAUGUGGUUUUGAGACCGAAGAUGAGUUAUGAUCCGAUCUCAAACAGAUAUUCCGACGAGUUGACAAUGUUACUAGAACAGUUAACUCAAGUGACAAAUGCUCCGUUAUUAAAUCCUGGGAACACUUCCAGUCUGGUUAAUCCAAAUCUCACUGACGAUGAGCUAUUGAAACUCCUUCCAACUCGUCAAAGAAGAUUAUCAGAACCUGACUAUGACGUUCCAAGGUCCCACAAAUCUUUAGUUAACAUCCCCAAAGACACCAACGAAAAUCCUAUACAAGCUACAAGAUUUUUUGGAGAAGUUCUACCAACAGAACCUUCAGAAUUGCCUUGUAACAGCAUGACCCCAGAUUCACUGGAAGCUGAUUUGGAUUUAAAAUCACAAACUGAACUACCCAUAAAACAACAAUCAUUAGACGACGAUAAAAAUCUUUCUUACUCAUCACAUGAUUAUUACAACGAUCGUAGAGAACUUUUCCUAACAAAAAGACAUAAAAGUGAUUUGGACAAUCGUUACCUUAAAGAAGUAGUUACCGGAAACAGGAACUCUGAUGAUUAUAUUGUCAACAGCGUAAUUUAUGCAAAGCCGAAAAGAAGAAGCGAUAUUUUACUAAACUUUGUACCUGAGAAGGACAUUUUAAAAGAUAAUUAUAAUGUAGACAAUUUGGUUGACUCUCUAGAAAUGGAAAAUGAAGCUGCAACACCAUUUUAAUUGAGAUUUAAGAGUUCUCACGAAUUUCUUACCAGAGCUGCCAUUUUAUUGUUUUGUAAAUUUUUUGUAUUCUUGUAAUAUAUUUUUCUCCUGCCACAGGAAGAAGUAAAUCAAAAAGUUUUAAUGCUUUGUUUCACCAAAGAUUUUGUACCUUAUCAAAAAUAAAAUAUAUAAAUGUUACAUAUUUGAAUAAUGGAAUAAAAGUUUUCACCUGAA